Messenger RNA from Lactuca saligna, 918 nucleotides. The record is from the annotation of a GenBank genome assembly. NCBI's taxonomy places the organism in Eukaryota, Viridiplantae, Streptophyta, Magnoliopsida, Asterales, Asteraceae.
AUGUUCCAAGAAAACUCUUUCUCACAAGCUCUUGGCCAUAUCGAUUUGGAUCUAGCUGAAGUACCCGAAAAGGCAACCCGCCCGCCUCCGCAAGCUGUUGACCCAUAUUCAAGAUUUGGCCCAAUGCCAGAAAUAAGUCACAUAUUCAGACCUCAGGAGACACUUCUUUCUCAACAACUCUCUUACGCUUUCUUGGGUCUCGUUUUUGUUCAAUUUAUGUCAUUUUUGGUCAAGUUGAACAUGCAAGAAGGUUUGGAUGGUAACCCUGCUGUUGCCACAAUGAAAAAUGUUUCAAGGGCUUUUGCUGCUUUUACAGUCCCCCUCACUAUCACCUCCAACUUGUUCUCCCUAGUAUAUGGAUUACUAAUAAAGAAACCCUCAGUGAAGAACUUUCUCCACAUACCCAUAAUCAUACCUCCACCACCAUCUCCCGCUAGUCAAUCAAAGCCAACUUUCUCCUUCUUUGAGGGUUUGAAAAAUAUGUCAAAAAAAAGAAAAGUAGAAUUUUGUAAACUGAUUGAUAACUACAACACCAUACUCAGAAAAAGAGGGACAACUUGGGACAUGUAAUUGGAUUUCUAAACAGGAAACUUGGAUGCUGGGCCACGAAAUGGCAUACAAUGCAGAUGGAAUAAGCUACAACAUCAAUGGAAGUUGUUUCUAUUUUCUAGUAGUGAGACUUAGAAGAUGAUGUUGAUGAUAGUUGUUUCCUCGAAGAAUACAAGAGAAAGAGGUUAGAUGAGAUGAAGCAAACAGUGGAAGUUUGAGCUCGGUAAGUUCGGGCAGCAUCUAUGGUGGUUCGAGCAGCAUCUAUUUCAAUAUUGAUCCUGUGAAAGUCAUCUACUAAAGCAAGGUUGGUGUAAGAGUUGAUGAUGAGAACAUUGUUCCAAGACCUUCAGUGAGUUAUGAUGAUGUCCC